AGAAAACCCUAACUAUCAUGGACAAAGAGUUUCCACGUUCUGCACUGAGCAUCAACAACAGGAAUGAACUUUGCAGUGUCCUACAUCUGCAUUCCCUGUACAAACAGAACAAGGCAAAGGAGAACCCAGUGAAAACGCUGCUUGAAAUCAUCACCAAUUACUUCCUUGAGCGCCGUGGGACUUCCAGAAGCAUCAGUUCAAGUUCUGCUUUGUCAGCUCCCCAGAGUAAGAGCUCAACAUCUCAUCCAGCUGAUUUCUCAGAUGAAGAUCAUGUACGUAGGAGUGCUACUGUGCUCAGUGAAGGUGAAAGUCAAGACAGAUGUAAUGUUGAGAGUUCAGUAGAUAAAGUCCUGCCAUCCAGAAAACAUCAGCAUAGAAGUGAGAAAUGCCACACGGGGACAACACACAACAGCCAUAUACCCUCUGACGGGGAGAAGAAGCUAAAAGAUAGUCGAGAAGAUCUAAGAGCAGCAACAAUUCCUGAGGAGCUGAAAUCCACAGUGAAGGAGAAGCCAAAGCCCAGGUCUGGUCUCAUUGCCAGAGGAAUGAUGGCUGGACCAGUAGCAAGUUCACCAGAGGAUCUGCAAAAGAGGAGGCUUUCCAGACGAUCCACUAGCAUAAGCAGCACAUCACAGUUCAAGGGGGAAGAACAGGAAGAAAAUGACCUGACUGUCUCAAGUGAUGAUGUUCAAGAAAGCAAAGGAUCCUCCACACAAGUAAAUGAGGAGUUCGUAGCAAAGACUCUGUCAAGCUUGCAUACCAGUUCAGCCUCUGAAAAACUGAGAAGCAUUCCCAAAGACACAGAUGACUCUUUGGCCAAACUGCUGCCUGAAAGAGAGAGAACCAAAAGAGAAGACAGAAAAUCAAUUUCAAGCUUUGGUACAGACAGCAGUGAAAAGUGCUUUAAAGUGGUAGCCCCUCACAGGCAUUCAGGGUCUGGAAGAGAGAAGAGAGAAAGAUCCCUCAAGAAAAAUGAGAGUUGGUUGGCAGGACACAGGAAGUCACCAACAUCCACUUGUUACAAAGAAGACCAGAUGAAAGAUGUCCUAGAAAUAGUUGAUGUUGAGGAUGAGGAAACAAGUGGAGAAGUUAGUAAGAACCUGGAUCUUCCAACACUCUCUACACUUCAAGUAGUAUCAAAGGCAAUUGAUAUUUCUCUUGCAAAAGAAUUAAAAAACCUUUUGUUUGGCUCUAGUCUUGGCUGCUUCAGUGAAGAGUGGAAAAUACAGAGCUUUACGUUUAGUAACACACCGCAGUUAAAAUAUGGCCUCGUGCAGAAGAAGGGUGGCCCAUGUGGAGUACUGGCUGCAGUUCAAGCUUGUGUCCUACAGCAGCUUAUCUUUGCAGACACUAACAGGAAUAAAGACCCUCGCUGUCUUCAGCCUUCAGAAGCUCACAGGACCAAAUGCCUUACCAUGGCUAUUGCAGACAUACUGUGGCGAGCAGGGGGCAGUGAAAAAGCAGUUGUGGCUCUGCCAUCAGGAAGACAGCAGUUCACUCCCAUAGGAAAAUACAAGGCAGAUGGAAUCUUAGAAACCCUGAUACUACAUAGUGCCACAAGAUAUGAAGAUUUGGUUGCAUUCCUUCAGCAGAACAUUCACCAGUUUGAAACUGGCCCAUGUGGGUGCAUCCUUCUGACUGUGUCUGUCAUCUUAUCAAGAUCUAUCAAUCUGGUGCGCAACGAUUUCGAUGUGCUUACAAACCGACUGAUUGGCAGCCAUGGCUACUGUACUCAGGAAUUGGUGAACUUACUUCUGACUGGCAAAGCUGUGUCCAAUGUUUUCAACGACGUGAUAGAGCUGGACUCUGGCAAUGGCAAUAUCACUGUUCUGAAAGGCAUCACAAGCCACAGUGACAUUGGGCUGCUGUCUCUCUUCGAGCACUAUGAUGUUUGCCAGACACGACUCAGAUGUGCGCUGAAGACAAAGAGAACUUCCUCACCCCACCACUUGAGCACUGCAUUAGGACAAAGUGGCAAGGAGCUGUUAUUGACUGGAAUGGCACUGAACCAAUCUUGUGACUGGCCUGACCUGCUCUUUAUUUGUAAAGACAAAAAGGAAAUGACUGAAUUAGCACAUUCCUAUUCCCACCAAUGCAGGAAGCAGGACCAGAAUGCUGAGGAAGAAUGGCAUGGUGUGCAGGCUGGAAGAGCUUCACCUCAAUCACCUUCUGCUUCAGAUAUUUUGCUUAUAAUAUAAACAAGACUUACAUAAAUGCCUUGUCACUGCCUUUAUCAUACAGCUCCUGAGAGUGAAGUGAGUUUCCACCACCAAAUCAAGGUUACAGAUGAAGCAGUGAAGUCGUCAGUGUCCCCUUGAGGUCCCUUUCUGGAUCCACUCCGUAUCCUGCUAUUGUUUCCAAACAUCUGAUGGAAGAUGUGGAACCCAGAUUUCUGUCCCUUGGACAUGCCUUCUCUCUGCUGUCUUUUUCCUCCUCCUCAAAACUCCAGAGCAGGUGCAAAAUAUCCUCCAAGAAAUGUCUAUCCACUUCUUUAGCUGAUAUAUCUUCCAAGAAACAUGUAUCCACUUAUUCACCUGAUAUUAUUAAGUCUCCUUUUGCACUAAACAGUUUGGUACCCAUUGGGGCUUCUCAGCUAAAGCCUGAACUGUUCCAAGUUCUUGUAUCACAACAUUUGCAGUGAGGACUGUGGUUUUUGUGUAACCAGAAUAAUAACACUGGUACGUUCCUUUUACUGGGUGCAACUGGUGUGUAACAGUGCCUGACACUGAUGUAGCUGCGUUUUCUUCCUGGAUGAGAGCUAGCUGGAUCAGUAUCUUUAUGUUUAUACCAUUCUAGCUACUUCUACACUAGGGUUUAUUUACACCAAAGUAACAGAUAAGAUCUGUGGUUUGCUUCCUGAUAGCACCAAGGAACAGAAGAGCUGUGAGGUUUGAAGUUGGAAUGGUGCCUAUCUGUGCUAGCUACCAUUUUUCAUGCUGAAAUAAAGUGCAUGUACUGAAAGGAUGUACUCUGGAGAUGUGCCACGAGGUGCUGAAGCAGCAGUUUGUGUUCUGAAGUUAAAUGACCUAUUUUGGCUUUACCAAAAGCAGAUGUUGCUGAACUGAAGAGGCAAAACCUGCCUUGGGGAAAAGGCAGAGAAGUGGAACUUCCAGAAUUAUUCCUCCUGCUCAUCAGAGAAUAUUUCCAGAGAGUUUAAUAAACACAAUUUGCUUUUAUUUAUUGCUGCAGCAUCUUCCCAGUCAGUAUGCAAACUCCCCAGUCCUGAAAACCAGGACUCUUUCCAAGCAGUUGCUCUUUCCAACACCAAUCCAUUGUCCUGCUGUGCAUGGUGUGCAGAUACCAAACUCACUAUGCAAAUACAACUCUCCGGGAGUUAACACUGGAGCUAGAUUGGGAAACCAGCUCAGGUAUAAGCCAUAACAGGGUACCAGAAAGGUUUGGGUAGUCUUUGAAUGAAUACCUGCCUCCCCCUUUGCUUCCCAUUCACAUCAGUCUGUCUGUAUGCAGUAACAGAGUUUCAGUUACCUAAUUCAGGGUAAUGCUGUUUGUUUGGUUUAGCUGAGCUAGGCAAACUUCUUGAAACCCUGUGAGAUUGAGAUGCCCCAUUCGGCCUUUGAGGCGUAGGCAGCAUCAGAUCUGAGCUCAUUCCUCUGCUACAGGGAUGCUACAUGGCCUUUAGCAACCUCUUUCAUCUUUGUACUGCCAGCUAAAGGUGAACUCAAUACUGCUUACAGUAUACACUCAUCAUGCAUCCCUCAGGCACUCCAGUUUCCCACAUAGGGCUUGCCUCAAUGAGAGCUUCAGUGUUCCUGGGACUGGCAGCUCUCAAACAGUCACCAAUGCCAGAUCUAAAGGCUUUCUUCCUCUGCAAAUUUCUAUGACCUAUAGUCCAGGCUUUGCUUCAUGAGGCAGUAUAGUUUGAUUUCCACAUCUACAAUGGAAAAUAAGAUUGUUAUCUUUUGGGCUUUCCUGCAGAGUGCAUUUGAACAGCAAAGGGUGUGAAAAUGAAAAAAAAAGAGGUGGAGGAUUUUUGGAACUAGGUCUAACCAAAAAAAUCCUUUCUGGGUUUUCCAGUCCUGUAAACCUAGACCAUUUACUUUAAAAUACUGCUUUAAAGUAUGUCAGUUUGGAGAUAACCUUCCACUCCCUGAUAGGAGAGCAGCAGAGUCAUCUGGGGAAAGAGGGAGCUGCCUGGUCAUGGGCCAGAUUACAUCUGACUAAACUGUGGAUGUCUGCAGUGCAGACAUGUUCAGAGCAGCUGCUCUGUGUUCAGAAGAGAGGAGUUGUCUGAGUGUGAUGUAUCUUCACUUUAGGAUGAGAAGAGCUGUGAGUCAGAUUAUGAGUUCUAAGGGAGCCAAGAGGAUUGCCUCUUGGCAUAAGAAAAAGUAUAGUGAAUUGGAUUUGGAAGUAGACUCUGGUUUAUGGUUUAUCUUGGAGGGUAAAUGAAGAUGAGAAGAGGCUGGGAACUCUGACCCUCUUUGUGGAACAGGCUGCGAAGGAGUUUGUGGCUUCUUCACCACUGAUUGUAAGAGGUUUUUGUUUUGUUUUUGAAACUUAAUUUGUACAACAACAGAACCUCAACAAGACAAAUCUUUCUUACCAA
Messenger RNA from Pogoniulus pusillus (Red-fronted tinkerbird), 4564 nucleotides. It is a transcript of the gene MINDY4, whose product is annotated as MINDY lysine 48 deubiquitinase 4. The record is from RefSeq and is a predicted model, not a curated record. Bases 18 to 2198 code for a protein of 726 amino acids. The transcript is spliced from 16 exons. Gene Ontology annotation, molecular function: cysteine-type deubiquitinase activity; K48-linked deubiquitinase activity. NCBI's taxonomy places the organism in Eukaryota, Metazoa, Chordata, Aves, Piciformes, Lybiidae. Gene Ontology annotation, biological process: protein K48-linked deubiquitination.